This is a messenger RNA of Mercurialis annua (annual mercury), 1384 nucleotides long. RefSeq names its product bifunctional L-3-cyanoalanine synthase/cysteine synthase D1-like. The record is from RefSeq and is a predicted model, not a curated record. NCBI's taxonomy places the organism in Eukaryota, Viridiplantae, Streptophyta, Magnoliopsida, Malpighiales, Euphorbiaceae. The coding region runs from base 243 to 1214 and encodes 323 amino acids. Gene Ontology annotation, cellular component: cytoplasm. Gene Ontology annotation, molecular function: cysteine synthase activity. The transcript has 11 exons.
UUUUGUCGACCCGUAAAUUUCUUAAAAAAUUCCAAUAAUUUUAUAUUUUAACCUAUUAUAUUUUCUCGUUUCAUCAUUUCCGUUGCCAUUAUAACAUAGUGCACCUCCUUUAUCAUGAUUAGUAGUCAAUGAUGAGAAACAGUAUAAAUUUGUGUUCUUACAGCAUCAGUUUGUCAAGCAACUCUUACUGCAGAAAGAGUAUUUUCUGGUCUGGUCUGCCAAACAUUAUAUUCUGAAAAAUAAUGGAGCACAAGUGCGCAAUCAAGAAAGAUAUUACUGAAUUGGUAGGCAAUACACCAACAGUUUAUCUCAACAAUAUUUUGGAAGGAUGCGAAGCUCGAAUUGCUGCCAAGCUUGAAUCAAUGGAGCCUAGCUUUAGUAUCAAAGACAGAAUUGCUUACAGUAUGAUCAAAGAUGCAGAAGAUAAGGGCUUGAUCACACCAGGCAAAUCUGUGCUCAUUGAGCUUACAAGUGGCAACACUGGUAUAUCAAUGGCAUCCAUUGGAGCAGCAAAAGGUUACAAGACUAUACUCGUUAUGCGAGCUUCGAAGAGUAUCGAGAGAAGAAUUGUGCUGAGAGCCUUAGGAGCUGAUGUUUACCUCACAGAUCCUGACAAGGGUUUUCAAGGAGUUGUUGAUAAAGCCAAUGAGAUUCUGAGUAGAACUCCUAAUGGCUAUAUGCUUGAUCAAUUCGAAAAUCCUGUCAACGUACAGGUUCAUUAUGAAACUACUGGCCAAGAAAUUUGGAGAGAUUCUGGAGGUAAAGUUGAUAUUUUGGUUGCUGGGAUUGGGACUGGAGGUACAGUUACUGGUGCAGGCAAAUUCCUGAAGGAGAAAAACCCAGAAAUUAAGGUUUAUGGGGUUGAACCAGCAGAAAGUGCAGUGUUGAAUGGAGGAAAACCUGGUAAACAUAUGAUCGAUGGAUUAGGUGCCGGUAUUAUACCUCCUCUUCUAGAUCUUGACAUGCUCGAUGAAGUUAUUCAAAUAUCAGGUGAUGAAGCUAUUGAAACUGCCAAGCUUCUGGCCUUGAAAGAAGGUUUAUUGGUGGGAAUUUCAUCCGGUGCCGUAACUGCUGCUGCAAUUAAGUUGUCAAAGAGGCCAGAAAAUGCUGGAAAACUCAUUAUAGUUAUCUUUGCCAGUGCCGGAGAGAGGUAUCUGUCCACUAAGUUGUUCGAGUCGUUUAGGCAUGAGGCAGAGCUCAUGAGCUCCGAUUAAGAAAACAAAUUGUGCUUAGUUGGAACUAUUUGUACAAAUAAACCCUGUUUCUGUAUUUCAAAAGUCCUAUUUAUAUUUGGUCUAUUCUCAUAGACAGAGACUUAAAAAGUUAAUGUAAUAAGAGCAAAUUAUUAUGACACUCGUCACAUUUAACAUAAUUCACAAUUUAA